Durio zibethinus is the source of this 1237-nucleotide messenger RNA. Its product is annotated as GATA transcription factor 18-like. Gene Ontology annotation, biological process: regulation of DNA-templated transcription. The record is from RefSeq and is a predicted model, not a curated record. NCBI's taxonomy places the organism in Eukaryota, Viridiplantae, Streptophyta, Magnoliopsida, Malvales, Malvaceae. Gene Ontology annotation, molecular function: sequence-specific DNA binding; zinc ion binding.
UCUCAGUCCCCUCCUCUCUCGUACCAGUAACCUCUCUCUCUCUUCCAAGUUUUUGUUCAAACGCUAUAUUAUUGCACUUCGCCCCUCAGUUUUACUGUCAGGCUCAUACUCCCCUGCCAUUACCAUUUAACUAUAAACUCCCACCACCCCAUUCUCUUUCUUCAAUGCAUUAGCCCUGCUUUUCUUUCUCUUCAUCUGCAAUCCCUUUUUUUCUUCUGUUUUCUCUCAGUUGGCAAUUGUUGGUUGAUUGAUCAAUAUUCUGAAUCAACGCCAUUUGAUCUUUUUGAUAUAUCCAUAUAGUGCUGAAAUUGAGGUGAAAGGGUAUAGUUAGGCCUUUGACAUAUAAUCAUAGAAAAAAAUUGAGAAAUGAUGCACAGGUGCAGUAGCUCUCAGGGAAACAUGGUGGGUCCAUGUUCAUGUGGUCUGUUUCAUAGCCAAAGCAACUCCUUCUCGAUGUUAUUUUCCAUGCCAAACCACAAAUCUUUCGAUGAAACAGACAUGUACCCUUUCACUUGCUCUUCAUCUUCUUCCGUGGAUUGCACUCUCUCCUUGGGAACUCCAUCUACUCGUCUUUGCGAAGACGACGACAAGCGUAUCCACCAUGACCACCGCAGUGGUAAUUCUUGCAUGUCCAACUUCUGCUGGGACUUGUUACAGAACAAGAACACACCUUAUUCACAGCAAACACCAAAAGUUAGCCGUGGAAGCAAUGGAAAUAGCAGUAACAGCUCAGGCAAUGAUCCUCUCCUAGCUCGCCGCUGCGCUAACUGUGACACCACUUCUACACCACUUUGGAGGAACGGACCAAGAGGUCCAAAGUCACUUUGCAAUGCCUGUGGAAUUCGAUUCAAAAAAGAAGAAAGAAGAGCUACAGCAGCAAAUGCGAACAACUCAUCAGGUGCAACAGCUCCAAUGCUGGAGCAACAUCAUGGCUACCACCACAACAAUUCAUGGGUUCAUCACUCUCAGAACCAGAAAAUGCCAUGUUUCCCUCCUGUUAAUGAAUUUAGGUUCAUUGAAGAUACUGAUCGAGAUUCUGAUAAUGGCAAUCCCUUCCUUUCUUGGAGACUCAAUGUCACAGAUAGGCCAGCAAGCCUUGUCCAUGACUUUACAAGAUGAGUUAAAAUGGAAGGAAAAAGAAGAAAAAGAAAAGAAACCCCCACCCUAUGGACGGUCUAGAUCAUGCAAUAAUGACUGGAACGUAUCACGAUAAUGAUGUUGAUGAAGAUAUUGUUUG